Messenger RNA from Anoplopoma fimbria (sablefish), 1716 nucleotides. RefSeq names its product G protein-coupled receptor 176 (gene gpr176). Gene Ontology annotation, cellular component: plasma membrane. The record is from RefSeq and is a predicted model, not a curated record. Gene Ontology annotation, molecular function: G protein-coupled receptor activity. Lineage: Eukaryota; Metazoa; Chordata; Actinopteri; Perciformes; Anoplopomatidae. Gene Ontology annotation, biological process: G protein-coupled receptor signaling pathway.
AUGGAUAGUCGGAGCCGGGCUGCGACGGUCGGAGACGGUGCAGCCAAUUUCACAUCAGCCCACCUCUGGCUGGAUCUCCUGAACGCUUCCAGCCCGCCGACGUGGUGGGACAGCAGAGCACCACACGAGGGGACCGGGCUGGAUGAGCAGCAGCGCCUCAUCCGAGAGCAAGCCUACCGGGACUUCACCACCACCAUCCAGGUUUUCAUCCUCAUAGGUUCGCUGCUCGGAAAUGCCACGGUGUUGUGGUGUACCUGCUGCACAAACGUCUUCAAAUCCGUGACCAAUCGAUUCAUCAAGAACCUGGCGUGCUCGGGUAUCUGCGCCGGCCUGGCGUGCGUUCCCUUCGACGUGGCGCUCGGAGCCAGCCCUCGCUGCUGCUGGUGGCUCCACACUCUGCUGCUCUGCAAGGCCAUCAAGUUCCUCCAUAAACUCUUCUGCUCCGUCACUGUGCUCAGCUUCAGUGCCAUCGCACUCGACAGAUACUACUCUGUUCUGUACCCGUUGGAGAAGAAGAUCUCAGACGCAAGAUCCCGAGAUCUGGUCAUCUACAUCUGGAUCCACGCCACGGUGGCCAGCCUUCCUGUGUUCGCUGUGACCAACGUGACGGAUGUAUACGUCACCUCGUCCUGCUCUGACGACCACGCCCGCUCCAUGGGCCACGUGGUGUACGUGUUGAUCUACAAUGUGACCACGGUGAUCCUCCCCCUCGCUCUGGUCUUCCUCUUCAUGCUGCUGAUCCGUAGAGCGCUCAGCGCCAGCCAGAAGAAGAAGGUGAUAAUCGCGGCGCUCCGGACUCCCCAGACCAGAAUCUCCAUCCCGUACGUGUCCCAGAGAGAGGCUGAGCUACACGCUACUCUGCUGGCCGUGGUGCUGGCCUUCUCAGCCUGCAGCGCCCCCUAUGGGGCCUUGAUGGUCUAUCGCACCAUUUUGGCAGACACUAAGGAGCUACCCAUCUCGCUGUACCUGACGGCCCUCUGGCUGCCCAAGGUGUCCCUGCUCACCAACCCACUUUUGUUUCUGACUGUGAACCGCUCGGCGCGUCACAGCUGGCUGGACCUGCUGGCCAGGAUUCACAGACGUUACAGCCGCCGUAACGUGGUCAGCAGGGGUCUGGCCUGUUUGGGAGCGGAGGGUGUGAUCGGGGAGCCGGUGGGACUGGAGACAGCCGGCCGCUCCGGGAGCCAGCUUCUGGAGAUGUUUAACAUCGGCCAGCAGCAGAUCUUCAGGCCCUCUGAGGAAGAAGGGGAAGAAGAGGAUGCAGAGAAUGAAAUCCCUUCUCAAGUAUCCGGGGGCUGCUCUGGGCCUAAAGAGGACCUAAAGGGUGGGUCAAGACUAGGGAGCUUCAGAGGGGAGGUGAUCCCCAAAAAGGAUCCACUGCAGGGGAUAGGUGGAGGGCUGGUCAUCACUAAGGACGGCCCUCCUUCAAUCAUAGCACCCCGGGCCUCUCCGGUCCACACAUGUGCUUACGCCUCUUCAUCUCAGGUGGCCCCGGCUACGCCUACAGAAGCUGAGGACUCACCACAGUUUGGUUUUGGACCUUUCGAGCUGCCACCCCAGUGGUUACCAGAGACCAGGAACAGCAAGAAGAGGCUGCUGCCUCCACUGGGCAACACCCCCGAGGAGCUGAUCCAGACCAAACUGCCCAGGCCGCGGCCUGAACGGAGAAUCAGCAGGAACAACAAGGUCAGCACCAUCCCCACUGUAGACCCAUGA